This is a messenger RNA of Dunckerocampus dactyliophorus (ringed pipefish), 5605 nucleotides long. RefSeq names its product death-associated protein kinase 2b (gene dapk2b). The transcript has 10 exons. Gene Ontology annotation, biological process: protein phosphorylation; positive regulation of apoptotic process; intracellular signal transduction. Bases 4138 to 4779 code for a protein of 213 amino acids. The record is from RefSeq and is a predicted model, not a curated record. Gene Ontology annotation, molecular function: ATP binding; protein serine/threonine kinase activity. Gene Ontology annotation, cellular component: cytoplasm; nucleus. NCBI's taxonomy places the organism in Eukaryota, Metazoa, Chordata, Actinopteri, Syngnathiformes, Syngnathidae.
GAAGCGCCAAAGCCGGGCCAGCAGACGAGGCGUGAGGCGGGAGGAGAUUGAGAGGGAGGUGGACAUCCUGCAGCAGAUCCAGCACCCCAAUGUUGUAGCGCUUCACGAUGUCUACGAGAAUCGCACGGAUGUGGUGCUCAUCCUCGAGCUGUGAGUCUCUGCAUCAGUCCACAAGACAAAACAGUACGGUUUCACAUGUAUAAGAACCACAAAGCAGCACAACUCCAACAGCAUCUUUUUCUAUGGCUUUGGAGUUUUUUAACUUUAGCCUAACGGUAGUGGUGCACGAUAAUAGACAUCUAUUUCAGCUGAAUCAAAGAAAGAAAUGUUUAAGACAGUUGAGUUAUUACUUUCCUUCACCCAAACGCUUCUCAGUUUUGAAUGGGCAGAUUUGUUUCAGAUUUGUUUUCCAAAAAAAUUAAUUAUAAUUGGAGUGAGUGGGACCAAAUUGCUGUCUGUAUAUAUGCCAAAUCUCUUAUUCUAUACACCUUGCAAUAUACGUACAAUGGUGUGAAAGUGUUUUCCCCCUUCCUGAUUUCUUAUUUUUUGCAUGUUUGUCACACUCAGAUGUUUCAUAUCAUCAGACAAAUUAAAAUAUUAGUCAAUGACAACACAACUGAACACAAAAUACAUUUUUAAAAUGAAACUUUCUAUUAUUAAGGGAGAAAAGCCUACAUGACCCUGUGUGAAAAAGUGAUUGACCCCUAAACCUAAUAACUGGUUGGGCCACACUUAGCAGCAACAACUGCAAUCAAGCGUUUGCGAUAACUUGCAAUGAGUCUCUUACAGCGCUGUGGAGGUAUUUUGGCCCACUCAUUUUUGCAGAAUUGUUGUAAUUCAGUCACAUUAGAGGGUUUUCCAGCAUGAAGUGCCUUUUUAAGGUCAUGCCACAGCAUCUCAAUAGGAUUCAGUGAUAAACCACCGUUAAGUUAUGUUUUAACGGGGAUGCAAUCACUUUUUCAGACAGGGCCUUGUAGGUUUAGAUUUUUUUUUUUCUCCUUUAAUAAAAAGUUUCAUUUAAAAACUGCAUUUUGCGUUCAGUUGUGUUGUCAUUGACUAAUAUUUACAUUUGUUUGAUGAUCUGAAACAUUUAAGUGUGACAAACAUACAAAAAAAUAAGAAAUCAGGAAGGGGGCAAACACUUUUUGACACCACUGGAGGGGAUAGUGUAAUUUUAAAAUUAAUAAAAAUACGACAAAGUAAAAAAACAUUCUGUCCAAGAUUCAUACGUUAUGCCUUAAACCACAAGAUCUCGCAAGAUUAGAAUGUGACGAGAUUUAUCGUUCAGAAAAAAAAUGGCUGGUGGGGGCUAGGCCUGAGACAAUAAUAAAUUAUUGAAUUACUCACACAAUAAAGGACAAGCACCAUAGAAAAUGGAUGGACGGAUCACACAAUAAAUGAAAAUGAACUUGGUAAUUUUGCCAGCCCCCGAUAUAUUGCCAUGUGCAUGCGUGUCUGUUUUCCUCAUGUCAAGAGGGUUCACUCUAGGGAUGUCCCGAGCCACAUUUUGGGGCUUUCGAUCCGAUACCGAUCCUAUUUUUUUUCUUCAAUAAUAAGCUUUUCUUACACACAUGAAUUUGUGGAAUUGAAUAUGGUUAUGAAAAUAGCUCUUCAACGCAUUUAAAAAUAAUGCAAUCCAAUAAAAGCUCCAAUAAAAGUACAUCCAAUAAAAGAUACAAUUUGAAAAAAUGGGCAUGCAAAAUACUUUUAGGCAGGAUUAAUAAUUUGACAUCAUUAUUGAUCAAUUUGUGGUGUGAUUUAGAAUAUAUGAAUUUUUUUUUUAACAAACUCUCUUUAACGCAAUACUAAUUUAUUGACGGUCCCUGGUAUAAACAACGAGCGUUUACAGCAGCACUUCUCGUGCAAGCUCCGCGCACAAUAACACAGCAGUCCGGGCACAGUGGGGGGGAACUACCGCCAUAGCUACGGAGCCGAAUAGCCAACGUGAAACUGACUUCACCAUGGUACACCGCUGACAUGUCUGCAUGGUGGUGUUGUGUUUUCUUCUUCUUGCGGGUGGCAGGAGUCGAGUGGCAACCAUUACCGCACCUACCAUGCUGGCGUGUGGCCCAGAGUUACAAAGGUUAUAUGGCAACCGGAUGGGCCCGCUCUCGUGGCAGAGGCCAAUAUUAUCCGAUCUUCAAAAUACGGUAUAUACGAGGUUCGGCAGCUGAUUCCAAUCCUGAAAAUUGAAUCGGGACAUCCCUGGUUUCAGCACCUCGGCACAUUUGAUCCAUAGAACAAUGGCAUAAACGGAGUGGGCGCUUUUGUCAGUCAUACGGCCCCUUUGUCUCAGUGGGUGGAGGCAUUGCCGGUAGUACGCACACAGAGUGAGAAGAGUGUAACGUAGUAGAAAUUAAAUUAGUAGAUAUAUUGUCUUAGAUUUUUUCAAUACUUUUUCAUUGUUGUUUUUGUAAAAGUAAUGUUAAAAUCUCAUCUUGUCUAGUUCUCAUAGACCCAAUCUCGUGCAUCCUCUCGUCUCGUAAAUUGAGUAUCUUGUGACACGCCGACUUAAAACUGAUUGAUAUCUCGAGAAUUACAUAAACGGAAACUUUUUCCAGAUCCGCAUACUGAAGAAUCAGAGGAUUCCAUACUGUUUCUAUUUUGUAAAAUGGCUAAAACAUAAUAUAUAAUUAAAGACAAAUCUUUGUGUUGUUAUUAGUUUAUAGUAUUAUCAGCUUUUUCUCUUCCUAUUGUGCCUUUUUGCACGAUUUGUUCCAUUUUUUUCAAGAGGUUUUUUUUUUUUUGUUUAAUUUAAUUUCUACAAUGUGCCAUGUGCAAAUAAAAAAACAAACUGCGGGUCAAUCCUGAGAUUUCUCACAACUCACAAUUCUGAGAUACACGGUUUGUCCCCCAAAGUGCCUCAAGGGGUAAUUACAGUGGAACCUCUAAAGCUGAAGGUCAUACAAACUGGAAUUUUCAAAAAUGUUUUGACCUCCAUCAUACAUGUCAUCAAACCAGACGAAUUCUGGACGUGUUUGUCUUUUACUUUGGCUUUUUGGUAGUGUUUUUACCUAUUCUAAUGAGAUGGGCCGCUGCCAUGCAUGAUGUCAUGAGAUGUUAGCACACCUCACAAGAAUCUGUGUACCUCACAAGAGCUCAGUUCAGAUAGCAUCAAAGGUUUUUAGGUUUUUUGGUGAACGAAGGCAUCAGGCCUCAACAAGCGUUAAUAAUGUGAGGAGAGGAGAAUAAUAUCUUGUGCUUGUUAUCAAAGUAAAGGUUCAUGUUUAUCAAAGUUUUAGCAUGUUUUGGGUUAUGUUAACUUCUUUUUUACUUUUAUGACAGUUAAGAAUGCUGAAAUGUUACUAAAACACGGCAUGUAUACUUACUGAAGGUUUUCUAAUGAAAAUGGAGAUAGGCCAACUCACAGUAGGUCUUCUCCCAUAUUUUUUGCAGGACAAUAAUGAAAGCCAACUCAAGCUGUACUACUUUGACAGUUUCACUCCACAAUAGCCUAGAUGUUGUGUCAGUUUGGCCAGUGAGUUUCUGUGCACUUGCUUGUUGUUUGCUCUCCUUUCUGUGGCCAAAUGUCUCUGCCAGAAUCGAUAGAGCUGAUUUUGAAUAGAGCCGUCAGUGAAAAGGGGCCCUGUCCACAUCCAGUCGCUUCCUGGGACUGAAACUCGGUUUAAUCAAAGCAAGAAUGAAGCGUCUGACAGCUUUUGUCAGCAGCGUGACCUCACCGAGUGCGUCAUUCAGUCAAUCGUGUUUUCACUGUGGCCGCCAGUUGCUCAAAGAACACUUUGUAUGUGGAGCUUUUCACCAAUUCUUUACUAUAAAAUGCGGAGCAUUGAAUUAUGUUGCAAGGAGGGCGGGCUGAUGCAAAACAAACAAGAGCAAUAGCCAGAAGUAUCCCAGGCAUCCUAAUUGAGCACAUCCCAAUCCUGAAAACACUCUGAUAAAGCUUAAGGGCCUCCUGCAUGAGUCACUGUGUGUGUGUGUGUGUGUGUGUGUGUGUGUGUGUGUGUGUUACAGCGUUUCUGGUGGAGAGCUGUUUGAUUUCCUGGCUCGCAAGGAGUCACUUUGUGAAGAGGAGGCCACUCAGUUUAUCAAACAGAUCCUGGAUGGAGUCCAGUACCUCCACUCUAAGAGGAUUGCACAUUUUGACUUAAAGGCCCCUUCAAGAAGCCUGAAAACAUAAUGCUGCUGGACAGGAAUGUUUCUCUACCCCGUAUCAAAAUCAUCGACUUCGGACUGGCACACAAAAUGGAGGCCGGGGCAGAUUUUAAAAACAUUUUUGGAACCCCAGAGUUUGUUGCUCCAGAGAUAGUCAACUAUGAGCCUCUGGGGUUGGAGGCAGACAUGUGGAGCAUUGGGGUCAUCACCUACAUACUCUUGAGCGGUGCGUCACCUUUUCUCGGCGAAACAAAGCAAGAAACGUUAGGCAACAUUUCCGCCAUGAGCUACGAGUUCGACGAAGAGUUCUUCAGCAACACCAGCGAGCUGGCCAAGAGCUUCAUCACGCAGCUCUUGGUGAAGGACACGAGGAAACGGAUGAGCAUAAAAGACGCCCUCAACCAUCCUUGGAUUAAGCCUCACAAUUCCAGACAAGCGAUGGUUAAGAGAUUGUCAGUGGUCAACUUAGAGAACUUUAAGAAGCAGUAUGCCAGGCGCAGGUGGAAGCUCUCAUUCAGGAUUGUGGCUCUGUGCAACCACUUAACUCGGAUCAUGAAGAAGGGUCACAAACUGCCGGAGCAGAAUGGGAGGGAUUGUGAAAGCGACCAGGAAGAAGAAAUCCUGAAGAGACGGCCGAGGACCAGAAAGAGAAGCAGCACUUCCUGAGAGACGCAUCGUAAAAACAUAUCUGUCUACAACAGACUCACUCUGCACACUCACUGCAGCUGUUCCUCUUCAUCAGCAACCAUGCUAUCUAUGUGAAUGGUCUGGAAUGCUUCAUUUGUCUACGCAAGCCUACGCCACAUAAUCUGCUGGCAUGUUACUUAGCAUUUUGAAAUUAGAGCUACUUUAGUCUUCUGCCAUAGUUGGAUUAUUGCUGACCGAUGAGACAGUGUUACUUCACAUCUUCAAGAAUGUAGCGGCUUCCUCUAAUAUUGUGCAGUCUUAAAAAUCCUUCAGCUGUCGAGUGUUGACAGAGGGAUACUCUUCUUCUUAUUGAAUAGGCUGCAAAGAGGCUGGCUCCUUUAUAGGGCAAGGAACCAUAUUUGGUUACUUAAUAAACAAGGGUUCGAAAUGGACCUUCAAUGCCUCAUUAUGAGGCUGUAAAAUGCAAUAGAAUUAUGAUUAUAAUUAUGAUAUAAUACAUUUUUCAAGUUGUUGUCUUGUAAUUGUCCAAGUAUUCCCAAGUAUUUUAAUAAACAAUGCAUGACAAUCAUCCUGUAUAAUAAGACUAUAUAUAUAUAUAUAUAUGUAUAUGUGUGUAUAUAUACAUAUAUAUAUAUAUGUAUGUAUAUAUAUAUAUACUGUAUAUGUAUAUAUAUAUGUAUAUGUAAAGUGCAACUGAAUGCGGUUAUUUCUUAAUGGCACAUUUUAAUGUAUAUAAAGUGUAAAUAUUUUUAUCAGUCAAACGUCUUACCAAUUUUGAACACAAACAUCCCUUUUUGGUCUGUUUACUUGUAUGUACUGUACAUUCAAAUGGUCUUUUAAUAAA